Messenger RNA from Ramularia collo-cygni, 201 nucleotides. RefSeq lists its product as uncharacterized. The coding region runs from base 1 to 201 and encodes 66 amino acids. The record is from RefSeq and is a predicted model, not a curated record. NCBI's taxonomy places the organism in Eukaryota, Fungi, Ascomycota, Dothideomycetes, Mycosphaerellales, Mycosphaerellaceae. The transcript has a single exon.
AUGAUUCUCACUUCCCCCGUUCCCUCAAUACCAGGCGGAUCUCUUCCAGCAGGUCUCGCAGGCCCCGAUACCGCAGGAUUCGGCUCCAAUCCAAUCGGCCUGCCUUCCCACGGUGGUGAGGCUGUCUGCGUUUCUGGAGUCAUCCCCGUCGAAGCCAGCGCCAUGAACUUGAAAUUCAACUUCGGAAUCCCUGCGAAUUAG